This is a messenger RNA of Nicotiana tabacum (common tobacco), 3553 nucleotides long. The record is from RefSeq and is a predicted model, not a curated record. NCBI's taxonomy places the organism in Eukaryota, Viridiplantae, Streptophyta, Magnoliopsida, Solanales, Solanaceae.
UUUGUUCAAGGAGAUGCAGGAAGUACGAUCAUUGUGACGACACGUAAGAAAAGUGUUGCAAUGAUGAUGGGUAAUGAGAAAAUUAGCAUGGAUACUUUGUCCACUGAUGUCUCUUGGUCUUUAUUCAAAAGACAUGCAUUUGACAACAUGGAUCCUAAGGAACGUCUAGAACAUGUAGAAGUCGGGAAACAGAUCUCAGCUAAGUGCAAAGGUUUGCCCUUAGCACUAAAGACACUUGCUGGUUUGUUACGGUCCAAGUCAAAUAUUGAAGAGUGGAGACACAUUUUGAGAAGUGAAAUAUGGGAGCUACAAGACGAAAGCAUAUUACCCGCGUUGAUGUUGAGCUACAAUGAUCUUCCCGUGCAUUUGAAGCCAUGCUUUUCCUACUGUGCAAUAUUUCCAAAAGACUAUCCAUUUCGGAAAAAAGAAGUCAUUCAGUUGUGGAUUGCUAAUGGUCUAGUACAGGGGUUGCAAAAAAAUGUAACAAUUGAAGAAUUAGGCAAUCUAUUCUUUCUCGAGUUGCAAUCAAGAUCACUUUUCGAAAGGGUCCCAAAUUCUUCUAAAAUUAAUGCAGAGGAAUUCUUAAUGCACGACCUUGUGAAUGAUUUGGCCCAAAUUGCAUCUUCACAACUUUGUACCAGAUUGGAAGAUAACCAAGAGUCUCAUAUAUUGGAACGAAGUCGACACGUGUCCUAUUCAAUGGGCUAUGGUGACUUUGAAAAGUUGAAACCUCUCUACAAAUUGGAGCAGUUGAGGACGUUGCUUCCAAUCUACAUUAAGCCAUUUUAUCCAGUUUCUCUAAGCAAGAGGGUGUUGCAUAAUAUAUUGCCAAGACUAACAUCCUUAAGGGCACUAUCAUUGUCUCGUUAUGAUAUUGUGGAGUUGCCGAAUGUCUUGUUUAUUGAAUUAAAGCUCCUAAAAUUUUUGGACCUUUCUUGGACACAGUUAGAGCAGUUACCAGAUUCCAUUUGUGUACUCUAUAACUUAGAGACACUUCUCUUAUCAUGUUGUAAAUUCCUUGAGGAUUUACCGCAGCAGAUGGAAAAGUUGAUCAACUUGCGUCACCUUGAUAUUAGCGACACUCCUCGCUUGAAUACGCUGCUACAUCCGAGCAAGUUGAAAAGCCUCCAUGUGUUGUUGGGAGCUAAAUUUCUUCUAGGUGAUCGCAGUGGUUCGAGAAUGGAUGAUUUGGGUGAACUGCAUAACUUGUAUGGAUCUCUAUCUAUUCUAGAGUUGCAAAAUGUGGCCAACAGAAGGGAAGCUUUGAAGGCAAACAUGAGAGGAAAGGAACAUAUUGAAAAGUUAUCAUUGGAGUGGAGUGUAAGUAUUGCGGACAGUUCACAAAAUGAAAGAGACAUACUUUGUGAGUUGCAUCCAAAUCCAAACGUUAAAGAACUCAAGAUCAACCGAUAUAGAGGGACAAACUUUCCAAAUUGGCUAGCUGAUCAUUCAUUUUCUGAGCUGGUGGAAUUGUCUCUAAGCAACUGCAACGACUGUUAUUCCUUGCCAGCAUUAGGCCAACUUCCUUCUCUGAAAUUACUUACCAUCAGAGGGAUGGAUCGAAUAACAGAGGUGACUAACGAAUUCUAUGGUAGUUCGUCCUCCAAAAAGCCUUUCAACUCUCUUGAGCGACUUGAGUUUGACGAGAUGCAGGAGUGGAAGAAGUGGCACGUACUAGGGAAUGGAGAAGAGUUUCCUAUACUUCAGAAUCUUUCAAUUAAAAAGUGUCCCAAGUUGAUUGGAAAGUUGCCUGAAAAUCUUUGUUCUCUGACAAGUUUGAUAAUUUCAAAUUGUCCGGAACUCAAUCUGGAGAGACCUAUCCAACUUUCAAGUCUUAAAAAGUUUGAAGUUGAAGGUUCUCCUAAGGUUGGAGUUCUUUUUGAUGAUGCUGAACCGUUUUUGUCUCAACUUCAGGGAAUGAAACAGAUAGUUGAAUUAUGGAUAAGUGAUUGUCAGUCUCUUACCUCCUUGCUUUUUAGCAGUUUGCCAAAUACCUUGAAGGAAAUAAAGAUAAAGCAUUGUGGUAAAUUGAAAUUGGAGUCAUCAGUUGGUGAUAUGAUUUCUAUAGGAAGUAACAUGUUUCUGGAGAAAUUGAAACUGGAAGGAUGUGAUUCGAUAAAUGAGAUAUCACCUGAGUUGGUCCCACAAGCACGCUAUUUGAGUGUAAGUAGUUGCGACGGCCUUACCAUGCUUUUGAUUCCCAAUGGGACUGAAGAUCUCAAAAUUUGUGAAUGUGAGAAUCUUGAAAUAUUUUCGGCGGCUCAAACAACAUUGUUGCGUACUUUGUAUAUUAGGAACUGCAAGAAGCUGAAGUCGCUGCCAGAACUUCUUCCAUCUCUUAAGGAACUGAUACUGCAGGAGUGUCUAGAAAUAGAGUACUUUCCUGAAGGAGGAUUGCCCUUCAAUUUAGAAGUCCUUGAGAUUGAGUAUUGCAAGAAACUGGUGAAUGGGCGAAAGGAGUGGGGUUUACAGAGACUCCCCUGUCUCACAGAGUUACGCAUCAUCCAUGAUGGUAGUGACGAAGAGAUUCCUGCUUCUGAAAAUUGGGAGUUGCCUUGCUCUAUUCGAACUCUUUGGAUAAGAAAUCUGAAAACAUUAAGCAGCCAAGUUCUCAAAAGCCUCACCUCUCUUGAAUCUCUAAAUGCUUAUACAUUACCUCAAAUUCAGUCACUGUUGGAAGAAGGGCUUCCCUCGUCUCUUUCUGAGCUUAGGUUAAAUAGCCAUGAUGAGCUCCAUUCACUACCGACCGAAGGUCUUCUACGCCUCACCUCGCUUCAACGUCUAGAGAUCGGCUACAGCAAUCAACUCCAAUCUAUUCCAGAAUCAGCGCUGCCCUCCUCCCUCUCUAAGCUGUAUAUCUAUGAUUGCCCUAAACUCCAAUCUCUUCUAGUAAAAGGGAUACCCUCGUCCAUUUCUACUCUAGUUAUUCACAGCUGCCCAUUGCUGGAACCACUCCUAGAAUUUGAGAAGGGGGAUUACUGGCCAAAUAUUGCUCAUAUUCCCAACAUAUAUAUCGAUGGGGAACACCUGUGAUGAUUCAAACGAAGGUGCUCUAACAGAUUGAGUUGAGCGAGGAGGCCGUGGUUUAGAGUAAUGCAUGUCCACUAUAGAAUUCAAAGGUAUACGCGACACAAAGUUUGUCUCCUACAUAUAAAAAAUAGAAAAGUUUGUUCCCAAUAUGAUUGUGGGAUAUCAACUUGGGUAACGAUAUGCAAGCUAUUACUGCUCUUAGCUCCAUUAGUAAAUGGAAAGUUGUGCUGUCAAAAAGCACAACUUUUUUUCAAAAAAAUCAUCGUGGAGAUUGUGUAAUGCUUACUCUCAAACUCUUCGUUUACACAGUAGUGAUAUUUUUUGUUUCUCUCUUCAUCUUUGGAUUCCUAUCUAAUGAUCCCGGACGUAAUCCUGGAAUAGUUGCUGAAAGUGAGUCCUUGCUAAGAAAAGAUAUAAGUAUGAUUUUGAUGUCUCCAUCUAUUAAGUGUAGUUGUGUAGGAAAUAAUUUCAAAUGGAUUUGGUUUUUCUUUCAGCAACAUCAACUGAAGCUAUUUUGGCUUUU